AAAACGGAGUGCGAAAAGGCGAAAAGAGUGAGCCUCUUGUUUUCUUCCACAUUCGGGUAGCAGCGUGGAAAUGGCUAGCAAUUUUCCCUUUCGGCUGCUAAUUGAACUUGUCCGGCCACACAGGUUUCUUUAUGAUAAAUCCUCGCCCCAAUUCAAAGACACCUUAAUGAAGGAGAACAGAUGGGCAGAAAUUGGCCAAGAAUUGGGAGUGACGGGAACGGUUGCAGCGCAAAAAUUUGCGACAAUGAAGGCCAAGUAUUCGGCUAUAAAGAAGAAAUAUAUGGAAUUAAAACGAAGAAGUAGCGGGACGGAUGCUGCCAGGCAGCCGAAAUGGGCCUUCUUUGAAGUGCUUGACAGCAUGAUGGGAGAUAGGCACAACAACUCAGCUGCAACGUUGCCUAAUGUAUACAACAGCCUUGCAAUACAAGCGGAGGAAAGCCCUGCAGAGCACUUGCUCCACUGCCCAUUGACUCCGUUGGCAGGAGAGUCAUCAACCUCAUCCAGGUCACAAGAGCAGUCGUCUUCACAGAGCUCUACUUUGGCAACCCCUUCUUCAACUCUCAGGAAGAGGAAGUGCAGCGGAGACGAAAUUGUGAACUGCAUCCGCGAAAACAUGCAGCUGCUGAACGAUUGGAAGGAGCCCCAGCAGCAGGAUUACAUAUACCACUUUGCCAUGAUGAUGGCCGAGAGGAUAAGGCUUCUCUCACCGAUGAAGCGUCUACGCUUUAUGACGAAGAUGCAAAAUGACUUACUGGAUGUGGAAAUUGAGGACAGGCAGGACCUCCAUGAUUGCUGACGAACUCUUCUCAUUCCUUAUGUAUGUUCAUUACUUGAAAGCCACAGAGCGCACUGAGAGCAUGAACGAAAGAACGGGGCAGGUCAUGCGCCGACCCGCAACUACGAGGACUUUAAUGUAAAUAUAAAUCCGUCAAUCUCGACUACCCACAGUUGCUAGCCAGUGCAUGUCCCGUCCGUCCGUUGAUGUUCUAUGCCAGCUUGCCCGUAUGGAAGUACUUGUAGUGUACGAACAUUCACAAAAAGCUGUGUUCAUUCAA
Molecule: messenger RNA, 1055 nt
Organism: Ornithodoros turicata
Lineage: Eukaryota; Metazoa; Arthropoda; Arachnida; Ixodida; Argasidae
Exons: 7
Coding region: 71-796 (241 amino acids)
Biological process (GO): regulation of transcription by RNA polymerase II
Cellular component (GO): nucleus; transcription regulator complex
Source: RefSeq, a predicted model, not a curated record